Linum tenue is the source of this 1371-nucleotide messenger RNA. The record is from the annotation of a GenBank genome assembly. NCBI's taxonomy places the organism in Eukaryota, Viridiplantae, Streptophyta, Magnoliopsida, Malpighiales, Linaceae.
AGCCUGCAUAAAGGAAACAGAGAGAGCGCACAGUCACAGAGAGCAAUUCCGAUGGAGUCGAUUCAAGUCCAAGAAAUGAGCACCCAAGAAGUCCUCAAUCAAGAACUCCACAACAUCCAGGAAACCAAAGAAGCAGCGGAAUCAAUCGACCUCGCCGUCCUCCGCCUGAACGCCGACGACGACCACCACCACCACUCUUCUCACUCUCCCUGCCAAUCCUGCGGUUGCUCCGGCGGCCCCUCUUCCUCCAGAAAGAACAAGCGCCGCUCGUCGGACGUGGGUUCUUUCUCCACUCCUCCCCUGUCCCUAGCCGCCGCCGCGGAGAACCCAGAACGCGAUUCCCGAUUCCAGCUCUCCAAGAGGCCCAAGAAGCUGUUCACCGAAUCGUCUCCUGAAACCCUCGCCGGCGUUGUCAUUCCGCAGGGGUUUUCCAAAAUCGCUCUCCCUCUCCCCGCCCAAUCGGUUUCUCCACCACCAACGGGAUCCCCAGCUCCCACUGCCGCCCGUAAUUCCUCUCCCAUUCUCUGCCGCCCGCCUCCCUUGUUUUUCUCUGGACUGGACGGCGGUUCUUCUCAAACCCUAACUCCUCAAUCGCCGCCCAUCAGUAGCGUCGUCCCGAACGAUUCCGCCACGCCGUCGUCCAAGGCGCCGGGAUCCUCUUCCCGUCCUCCCCUGCCGCCGUUGAGGAGAUCGUGGUCGCUACCGUCGCCUGACAAACCCGCUCCGUCGGGUUCCAAUGACGCGGUUUCAGCCAAUCCCCCACACCAUGGAGAGAAGCUGAAGGCAGUUGGGAAUUGGAUCAAGGAGGUAGCUAAGUGGUGGGAUGAAUUUCACACUGUUGAUGAGAUUGCACCAGAGGUAGUCAACCCAGAAGAGAAGAAAGUCUCUGUUGAUGAUGGUGAUAGUGAUAUUGCUUCUAAUGCAGUUAAGGAUGGCAAAGAGUCUGCAGGUUGUGAAGAGUCUGUGAACGUGGAGAGGACAGGUGAAUGCUUGAUCAUAAACUUCAAGUGUCCAUGCGAGAAAGGGUAUCAGAUUCUUCUCUCUGGAACCAGCUGUUACUACAAGCUCAUGUAGAUGAUUCACUGCAUGUACAGACAGACUGAUGUACCUCAAUUCUUUAGGGGGUUUUACAUUGUUCAUAGAAUCUUCUUUCUGGAGUAAGCUUGCUGUUGGAGAAGUUUCUUAUGGAACGAGGAGGGUGUUUUUUUUUUUUUUUUUUUUUGUAUAGACAGAUGACAGGGUUUUUUACCAUCUCGCUCGAUGGCUACUUUACUUGCUCCCAUGUGAGCUAUGUUGUUGUUGAUGAUGAUAACGAAUAAAACUAGACUGUUCCUUGAACCGAUGUGUGAAGUGUGAUGCACUCUUAUGGUU